This is a messenger RNA of Lytechinus pictus (painted urchin), 2457 nucleotides long. RefSeq names its product histone-lysine N-methyltransferase PRDM16-like. Gene Ontology annotation, molecular function: DNA-binding transcription factor activity, RNA polymerase II-specific; RNA polymerase II cis-regulatory region sequence-specific DNA binding. Gene Ontology annotation, biological process: regulation of DNA-templated transcription. NCBI's taxonomy places the organism in Eukaryota, Metazoa, Echinodermata, Echinoidea, Temnopleuroida, Toxopneustidae. The record is from RefSeq and is a predicted model, not a curated record. The coding region runs from base 532 to 1458 and encodes 308 amino acids. The transcript has 2 exons.
UGUUCAAAUCGUAUUAUUUUCUUUAGCCUGGAUUACCCCUUUAGGAAUAGGUAUAUAGCGGGGGAUGUUGAUUAGUGCCAAGAUAUAUGAUCCUUUUCAAAGAUUUUUUUUCUUCCAAGAUAUAUCAUUUAUUUAGGUGUUUGAAGCCAUUUUACGAAUAGACCCUACAUUAGAAAGAAGAACAAUAGCUGAUGAAUUUUAUCGCAUGAUAACCAUAAUUGGCAAAUGUUCUAUCAUGAGCAUGAUGAGUGAAGUCUGUGAAGAGCAUUUUCAAACAAAAGAAACUGAUGAAAAGUGGGAUUGCAUUUUUUUUUUACAGAAUCUCCAUAAUGAGUUAUACGUUUAAGAUGUAUUUCAUAGUUGAUCGUAGAGGGCGAUAUUUUUAUGUUGUGAUACUUGGUAUGGAAAAGUACGUCAGUUCGCUCGGAGCUGUGAUGACGUGCAGUUGUAAAUAGUAGCUCCCGAUAUUAAACUAAGACUUACACCGUACACUAGAUCUUUCCACUGUGCUUUCUUUAUAAGUGGUUCAAGAUGAGGCACCGGGUGGCGUCUGACUUUGAAUGCUUCGACUGUGGAGCGAGGUUCUCACAUAAAAGGAGUCUGCACCGACACAUCGACGAGAGACAUCGACGUCAAAGGCUGUAUACUUGUGACAUUUGUGAGAAGGGGUAUUCCCGCAGAGAUAACCUUAGGGCCCACAUGGUGAGUCAUGAGAGACGUUCAAAAGUGAGGUCGGAAGUCCACUUGAGCGACAAAGGAGGGAAAGAACGUGAACGUGAACGUGAAAAAGGUCGGGAAACUCGAGAACAUGAGGAGAAGACAACAACUCGGAUCUGCAGUGAGGUACAAGAGCCAACCAUUGCUGAAGCAGAGAUUCAAGUCGACGUCUCUCCUGGCACUAUGGAAGCGGUAAAUUCUUGGAAAAUGGGCCCAGGACUCAGUGGGAAACCACUUAGCCUCCUGCGUCAACAGGUGCAAGAUGAGCAGUCUGAGGAGUCUGAGGAGUCUGAGUCCGAUCUUGAAGAUGAACAGGAGGGGGGCAUGGACUUGCCUGAGAAAGUGAAGUUGGGAAAGCCUAUCGGUGACUUGAAACCGACCAGGAUUUUAGCAGGGAACUUAGUCCGAGUAGCCGAACAUAGUUCAGCAUACGUGUUUUCCGGAGGAUCGAAAUCUAUUUACGAGGAAAAGGCACGGACCUACCACAUGGUGGUGGUAAAAGCUGUCGAGUCGGUCCCUGAAGCUUCAUACACCAAGAUUAAUCAUGUACGUGAGGGGCAUGUGGGUCCGGCUAUGUCCGUAGAGGAUUUGGAGCGUGGACUUAUCGGAAACCUAAAAACUAUCACCGAAAAAACCACGCGCCGAGUGUUCCGAAAUGGAGAAUUAGUAUCGGAGGACGAAGUCAUAAAGGAGUUUACGGUGGAUAUGAUGGUGGGAACAACCAAGGCCGAAACAGAUUGAUCAGCUAAAGAUCUCAUCAUCCAGAACACUUUUAAGAACUUUUGUUAUAUAUAAAAAACAGUAUCUCUUCCGUGAGAAACAUUCCGUCUUGUUGUUUUGUAUUCCGAUUUAUUGCCUUGAUGUAUGUUAUAACCUAUGUCUUCCUUGCCUUUCUUCUUAUCUUUCCUAUAUCCUCCUCAUCUUGACAUUUUUCUGCUCUCUCUACAACUCUCUCCGCUUUUUCUAUAUAUUUCUGUACAUAUAUCAUUUUGUUCUUGUUUUGUGAGAACAGUGCUUGAUUAAAGUUAUAUUUUGAUGUCAUCGAUCAUGCAGUUGAAAAAAAAAAGAUCAGUAUCUACUUUUUAUACAAAACAUUUAAUACCUCAUGUUUGGACAUGAAACUCAAAAUGUUAUUUGGUUUUCUUUAGGAAGUCUUAGAGAUGUCUUCAAACUCAUAAGUGUGUUAAGAAGAGUGCUUUCUUUUUAUGCUAUACCUGUAUAUACCUGUAUAUUCUUAACGAUAUUUUUUUUGUACUUAUUGUUUCUGCCAAAGAUGUUUCACUCUUGAAGGGUGAGUUGAGUUUUGAAAGGAUUUAUUUUUAGUCUUUUUAGUUUUAUACCUGGUCCGAGGACAGCCCAGACUUGGGGAGGGGCUGUGUAGCAUAAUGAGUUAUACGUUUAAGAUGUAUUUCAUAGUUGAUCGUAGAGGGCGAUAUUUUUAUGUUGUGAUACUUGGUAUGGAAAAGUACGUCAGUUCGCUCGGAGCUGUGAUGACGUGCAGUUGUAAAUAGUAGCUCCCGAUAUUAAACUAAGACUUACACCGUACACUAGAUCUUUCCACUGUGCUUUCUUUAUAAGGUGAGUGUUAUAGUGCUUGAUUCGAUGUAUUUCAGAGAGGUCUGAGAGGAAGAGAGUGUACCACGUUAUACAAUAGACUUUUGUGAGAGAAUCUGCCCCCCAAAACAAUUGAAUGAGUGAAGAACAGCGUGGACCGGGUUCUAGAGACUGCGAGACGGCAGA